AAGUCAAGUGAAGUCAAGUGAGCUGAGAAUGAUUGUAACACAGGGCUGAGGUCUAAGUAAGGAGCUACCAAUUUCUGUUCCUCAACGAAGUGCUUGUCACGAGAAUCCCCCUCCUCGUGUGAACAAAGAACGAAGUACACCCCUCCGCCAUCGGUUCAGGACGAAGAGAAAUUUUGUUGCAAUUUCCUACAGCCAUCUCGUUUGCGUUGCUGCAAUGACUAUCCUCUAUGCUGUGGUAGCGAGAAAGACAACAGUCCUCGCCAAAUAUGCAGGGUGUGCUGGCAACUUCUCUGAAGUAACGGAUCAAGUCCUUUCUAACAUUCAGCCGGACAGCGCGCGACUGACGUACACGCAUGGCAGCUAUCUUUUCCACUACGUCCAAGAGGAAGGCCUCAUCUAUCUGUGCAUCACGGACAGCGAAUUCGAACGUAGCAAAGCCUUCUCGUUUCUGAACGAAAUCAAGAAGCGGUUUGUUCGUCAGUAUGGCCCGAGAGCGCAGACGGCUCUUCCGUUUGCAAUGAACAGCGAAUUCUCAAGAGUGCUUUCCGGUCAAAUGCGGCAUUACUCAUCGGGCAAGGAUGUAGAUCAGAUGAGUCAAGUGCAGGGACAACUAGAUGAGCUGAAGGACAUUAUGGUGAAGAACAUCGAUACGGUUGCGUCAAGAGGCGAGCGCCUGGAACUUCUUGUGGAUAAAGCCGAAGACCUUAGUCAUAGCGCAAUGUCUUUCAAGAAAACUAGCCGCGGUCUGGCCAGAGCUAUGUGCCUAAAGAAUGCCAAGAUCACCAUUAUCAUUGUAGUCGUUGUGUUGAUUAUUCUCUUCUCUAUCAUCGUUGCUGGCUGUGGGGGAUUUUCAUUCAAGAGAUGCAAGUAAACGAUCCAAUACAAUCCGCAACUGGAAGAUAUUUCUAUUUGACAUGAAACUCUAUGUGAAAUAUUUGCAUCGCAAAAAUCAUCAACAUCAUUGCUGCAUCAUCAUUGACAUUAUGUUUUACUUAUGACAUCAUCACCAUCAUCGUCUUAACGAUGAUGUCAUCAUGAUACUAUUUACUGCUGUGUGCUUCAUAAAACUAAGUUACUUGCCCUUGUCAGACUCCGCAUCUCUAUUUUCAAAGCCUUUGCCGGUCGCUUCCUCUUUGUAUAGUUUUUAUUGCCAUGCUGGCGGCCCGCUUCGAUAACUUUGCCCGCGCUUGCUACAUUGUAUACUGAUUGUGUCUGCGAUGCUGUUGUUUUGAGUCUGGUAUCACCAUACCACGGGGUGUCUGCUCACCUUUCACUAAACGGCCCUGUACACACCGCUGUUGAGUGAUUAUUCAAUAGAUAGACUGAUAGACUGUAUAUUUUUUUUCUAUUCAUGUAUGGCUUUUAAAAUUGGUUGUUUUGCCGUGGCCCUUCUGUUUUUGGCCGCAAUGAACGUUACUUGUCCAUUGUCCAGUGUUUUGCUUGACAAGCGUCCAAUCAGUGCCUGGUGAUGAUGUCAUAGCUGCAAUGUCACCAUCACGUUGAUGUAUUGCAUUACGAUGAA
Messenger RNA from Sycon ciliatum, 1522 nucleotides. RefSeq names its product vesicle-associated membrane protein 7-like. Gene Ontology annotation, biological process: exocytosis; vesicle fusion. The coding region runs from base 215 to 871 and encodes 218 amino acids. The transcript is spliced from 8 exons. Gene Ontology annotation, molecular function: SNARE binding; SNAP receptor activity. The record is from RefSeq and is a predicted model, not a curated record. NCBI's taxonomy places the organism in Eukaryota, Metazoa, Porifera, Calcarea, Leucosolenida, Sycettidae. Gene Ontology annotation, cellular component: membrane; SNARE complex.